Miniopterus natalensis is the source of this 2947-nucleotide messenger RNA. It is a transcript of the gene MRPS27, whose product is annotated as mitochondrial ribosomal protein S27. Gene Ontology annotation, molecular function: protein binding. Gene Ontology annotation, cellular component: mitochondrion. The record is from RefSeq and is a predicted model, not a curated record. NCBI's taxonomy places the organism in Eukaryota, Metazoa, Chordata, Mammalia, Chiroptera, Miniopteridae.
CCUUCUAUUACUUCUGUACAUAUUACAUGUUAUCUGUCCUUGUUUUUCUUUUUAAAUAUGGGAAACAAAAACACAGUUUCAGCCUGUGUUUUCCAGAUCACUUCUUUUAGGAAGUACAACAAUAAUAAACUGCACAAGUGGUCCUAAUUCCAGAAGAAGCUUAAUGUUGAUCGAAUGGAUAACAAUGAUGUACAGUUACAUAGAAAUGAAAAACUGAAACCAUCCAAUAGUUUCUUACCUAAAGUUCCCAGGAUUCAAUAGAGGAUCCAUCUUUGCUUCGGUGACCUUCCUCAUCACGACUUUGACCUAAAGAACACCUUCUUUUAUAAGAGGCUCCCUUCAUCACAUCUCUACUACAGAAUUUGUGAUCAUUAAGGAGAUUGCCAUUUCUUUCCUGAGAAUUUUAUAUACUCUGAAGCUGUGUUAUUUUGGUGCACUCCAGGUUAAAAUUAUCUUCCUGGAAAAAUGAAAUUUUUUCACCAUUAUAUAAUGACCCACAUAAUGUGUAAAAAAAUGCUUUUACCUUUAAGUCUAUACAGUCUGAUAUUAAUGCAGCUACACCAAUUUUCUUUUUGGCUACUGUUUGCCUAGUAUUUUUUCAUACAUUCACUUUCAACUCUUCUGUGUUCAUGUGACUUAUAUAGCUAGAUUUUGUAUUUUUAACUAACCUGACAAUUGUUGUCUUUUUAAACUAGAAAGUGCAGUGUAUUUACAUUGUCAUAAUUACUGAUAUAUUUGGAUUUAUUUCUGUCAUAUUUUGUGAUUUCUCUCUUCUUUCUUAUAUUCUUUUGGAUUGAUUACCUGUGUUUUUGUUUUUUACAUUUCUCGCCUACUGAUCUAGAAAUGGUAUCCCCAGUUUCUACUCUUUUAGGAUGCUGAUCUAGCAUCAUUAAUGGAUAAAACAUACGAAAAAAAGUUGCCUGUUAGUUCUUUAACAAUAUCACGGUUUGUGGACAACAUUUCAUCUCGAGAAGAGAUAGAUCAUGCAGAAUAUUACCUUUACAAAUUCCGACACAGCCCCAACUGCUGUUACCUGAGAGACUGGUCUGUCCACACCUGGGUUAGGCAGUGUCUAAAGCACGGGGCACAGGACAAGGCCUUAUAUACCCUUGUGAAUAAGGUUCAAUAUGGAAUUUUUCCAGAUAACUUUACUUUCAACUUACUGAUAGAUUAUUUCAUAAAGAAGGGAAAUUACAAAGAUGCUUUAUCUGUGGUUUUUGAGGUCAUGAUGCAAGAAGCCUUUGAAGCACCUUCCACCCAACUUCUCUCCCUCUAUGUUUUAUACCACUGCCUGGCAAAGAAGACAGACUUCACGUGGGAAGAGGAGAGGAACUUCGGUGCGUCCCUGUUACUCCCAGGCCUAAAGCAAAAGAACUCCGUGGGGCUGAGCUCCCAGCUGUAUGGCUAUGCACUUCUAGGGAAAGUGGAACUGCAGCGAGGGCUCCGGGCCGUGUACCACGACAUGCCUCUGCUGUGGCGGCCAGGCUACCUGGACAGAGCCCUACAGGUGAUGGAGAAGGUGGCCUCCUCCGCAGAAGAUGGAAAGCUAUGUCAAGAAGCGCUCGACGUGCUGGACAGAGCACUGCAGGCCCUUACUGCUCCAGCCCAGGAGUCCUCAGAGGAACAACCCCAAGGAGGGGAAGACAGCCAGGUGCCAGAACUGGUGGAGCAGUUGGACGUGGAGGAAACUGAACAGUCCAAGCUUCCACGAUACCUGGAGCGAUUUAAGGCCUUGCAUUCCCAACUUCAGGCUCUGGGCAAAAUUGAGUCAGGAAACCUUUUGACUCUGACCACCCAGCUCAUCAAAGACCAGCUCCCUGCCUGUGAGGCAGAGGACAUUGCCACCUACGAGCAGAAGCUGCAGCAGUGGCACCAGGAGCGGCUGUACUUGAUCCAGAGGGAGCAGCAGCACAGGGAGGAGGCGAAGCGGGAACUCCAGGCACGGAGAGCAGCUAAGGUGGCUGCCUGAAGGCCCUGCAGCCCAGCCCCGCCACAGGACUUCACUGGCCCCCAUCACGGGGGGACCACGAUGGCAGCUCAGCUUCCUCCAUCUGCCUUCUCCUUCUCUAAAGCUGCCCACAUGUGCUGGAAAGCCGCAAUGUUCAACAUACAGAGGCCCUGUGACUACCCAUCCACACUGCCCAUUCUUAGUUCCCCGGGCUAUGGAACCGUGACAGUGGCUGGUAGUCAGACUGAAGCCACCAGCCAAACACCUUACAAGGAGCUCCGGAGGCCUGUGGUGGCAUUCCUGAGGACAGGAUCACUUCUGAACACAACAGGUCCCUCAUACCUAUGAUGACAGCAGGGGUGCCAUGGCUUAAGCACCGGGUCUCAGCAUAGGGCUUCGAAUGGCCUCUCUCCCCCAGCCAAGGCAAACUGCACAUCCUGGGACCUCUGCCUCCUUCUCUCUGGGGCAAGUACUGGGCCUCAGCGGGGUAUAGGUGCCCGCACACCUCCACAGUCUCCUUUCCCAUGUCCCCCCUUCCAGACCUGAACUGGUAGAAGCUCAAUACAGGAGCCAGCACAGGACCCACUGGCUUUUAAAUUUCAGGAACACUUAGUGGCGUUUUUGGGAUGUGAGGACUCAAGGAGAAAGCUAGCCUCCUUGGCUGGAGCUUCUCCAUCACAUUGGGGUUACUUUUUCCCAGCACAUUGUCUCAGCUCCUUCAUUACGUAGAUCAGGUGGGCCUUUUGUGCACACACAUGCAUACAUGCAGCUUGUGAACACAUUUCAGUCAGAAGUCGCAGAAAAUGAGAGAUGGGCUGGGAGACAUGAGUAAUUAUAAAACUCAGGAGGCGCAACAUUUCUGAUGUUUCUCAGUGAGGGGUUGGGGGCAGCUCUUGCUUGCUAUGUAGUUUUGCCUUUAAAUACAGGAGUGUGCUUUUAUUCAGAAUUGUAUUCUUUUCUCACGAACCUGUGGAAAUAAAUGUUCUGGGAUUCUUUUAA